AUGUAUUAUUCUCCAGAUCUCCUUGUUGAAUUUCUGGCUGGUCUACAGCCUUACCAGUGUCCACAGUGCGGCAAGGGCUUCAGCCACCGCUACAACUUCAACCGUCACAGGCGCAGCCACAGCGGCGAGAAGCCAUUCCAGUGUCCGCAAUGCAACCAGCGCCUGAGCUGGAGCUCGGACCUGACGCGCCACCUGCGCACGCACAGCUGCGAGCGGACCUUCUGGUGCGCGCUGUGCCGGAAGCGCUUUGGCCUCAGCUCGGAUUCCGCGCGCCACCAGCGCGUCCACACCGGACCUGGUCAUGCACCGGCGUACCUACACGGACGAGAGGCCCUAAAGUGCGGGGACUGUACCAAAGUGUUUCAGCCACCGCGCCAACCUCAUCGCGCACCGGCGCGUCCACACCGGGGACAAGCCUUACAAGUGCCCGACUGCGGGAAGAGCUUCAGCCAGAGCUCGCACCUCAUCAUCCACCAGAGGGCGCACACGGGCGAGCGCCUCUUCCCCUACGGUGACGGCGACAAGAGCUUCGGCAGCCGCUCCUACGUCCUCACGCACCGCAGGGUCCCCACCGGCGAGAAGCCCUACGGCUGCGAGGUGUGCGGCAAGAGCUUCAGUCAGAAGACAAACAUCAUCACGCACCGGAAGCUGCACGGGGCGGCCAGGCGGCCAGGGACUGAAGCCUGA
Messenger RNA from Galeopterus variegatus (Sunda flying lemur), 687 nucleotides. RefSeq names its product zinc finger protein 211-like. NCBI's taxonomy places the organism in Eukaryota, Metazoa, Chordata, Mammalia, Dermoptera, Cynocephalidae. Bases 1 to 687 code for a protein of 228 amino acids. The record is from RefSeq and is a predicted model, not a curated record. The transcript has 3 exons. Gene Ontology annotation, molecular function: DNA-binding transcription factor activity, RNA polymerase II-specific; RNA polymerase II cis-regulatory region sequence-specific DNA binding. Gene Ontology annotation, biological process: regulation of transcription by RNA polymerase II.